AUGUGUGAGCGAGUCCGAGCGAAACGUUCCGAACGCACCCGAACGUCAGUCGAGCGGGGCGCGGUCGCCGGUGGCUCCGGUGAAGCCGGGGCGGCAGGACGCGUGCGGAGCGUAUGCAGAGGGAGCGGUGAGAGUGCGCCCGGCUCUGGAGUCGGGGCGGACGGCGGCACAGGCAUACGGACAGCUGCCAAAAUGGGGUGCGCGCAGUCGGCAGAAGAGCGCGCUGCGGCUGCUCGGAGCAAGGCGAUUGAGAAAAGCCUGAAAGACGAUGGGAUACAAGCGUCCAAAGAUAUUAAACUGUUGCUGCUAGGUGCUGGAGAGUCGGGCAAGAGUACUAUAGUCAAACAAAUGAAAAUCAUCCACGAGAGUGGAUUCACAAAUGAAGACUUCAAACAGUAUCGGCCCGUGGUAUACAGCAACACCAUCCAAUCGCUCGUCGCCAUCUUGCGUGCCAUGCCAAAUCUGGGCAUCACUUACGCAAAUAAGGACCGUGAGAGCGAUGGCAAGAUGGUGUUCGACGUGAUCCAACGGAUGGAGGACACGGAGCCGUUCAGCGAGGAGUUGCUCGCCGCGAUGAAGAGGCUGUGGGCGGACGCCGGCGUCCAGGAGUGCUUCGGCCGCUCCAACGAGUACCAGCUCAACGACUCCGCCAAA
This is a messenger RNA of Iphiclides podalirius (scarce swallowtail), 654 nucleotides long. Lineage: Eukaryota; Metazoa; Arthropoda; Insecta; Lepidoptera; Papilionidae. The record is from the annotation of a GenBank genome assembly.